Molecule: messenger RNA, 3912 nt
Organism: Tupaia belangeri chinensis (Chinese tree shrew)
Lineage: Eukaryota; Metazoa; Chordata; Mammalia; Scandentia; Tupaiidae
Gene: TMC5
Product: transmembrane channel like 5
Exons: 22
Coding region: 410-3385 (991 amino acids)
Cellular component (GO): plasma membrane
Molecular function (GO): mechanosensitive monoatomic ion channel activity
Source: RefSeq, a predicted model, not a curated record
UUAGAUUGUGCAGAUUCCAAAGAACAUCGACGAAAGGGAGGCGCCGGAGUCUAGGAAUACAGAAUGGCACUGUCUAGGGCCGAGUUAGGGCUUUAUCCUUGCAAAGCGGUGCAGAGGCCGUGCGCUCGUCUGUGAUGCCGGGGGUGCAAGACAGAUCUGUGUUAUAGCAAGGACGUGACUCUGCCUGCUGUCAGCACCUCGGAAUAUUCAGUCCUCAGGCCAGCGUCAGAGAGUCACCUGCCACCCGGCUCCCAUCCAAGCCAGCCUAGAGAAGACACAAGGAUCUUUAACAAGUUGAUUGGGGCAAAGUUGACAUCUAUUUGGGACCAAGUAAAGGAAAAAAAAAAUCCCCAAGUAACCGCAAAUGAAGGAGCGUUUUAAUGCCCCAGGGUAGAGAAUUUGUAACAGCAUGUCUGCCUACUACAGGAAUCACGGGUUUGAGGGAGAUCCAGAUUACCCUGACUACUCGGAGUCUUGGAACGGAACACAGGAGUAUUCGAAAACUCAGGAUUACCCAGGUCCUCUGAAUAAUCCAGACUACCCCAGCCCCAAGAACAACCCAUACUCCCUAGGCUCCAGAACAAGCCAAGAGUAUCCUGGCUCUCUAGCAGAACCAGAUUAUCCUGGAUCUUCUCCAAGUAAUCUGGACUAUCUUGGGACCAGGAGCAAUCCACACUCUGCAGCCUCCAGAGCGAAUCCAGACUAUCAUGCAUCUCUGCCAGAACCAGAUUACCUUGACUUUCAGAGCAAUCCACACCACUCCAGCUCAUCCAGAGAGCCAGACUAUCCUGGAUCUCAACGAAAUAUUGAGUUUGCAGGUUCCAGAAGCAGUGGAAAUUAUGGACACUCCAGAACAAAUUCAGAUUACUUGGGCUCGUUUGGAGAACCAGACUAUCCUGGAGCUCAGGGCAACACUAACCAUCUCGGCCCCAGGGACAACUCCAACCGUCCAGGCUUCAGAAGGAAUACAGAGCAUACCGGUUCCAGAAUCAACCCAUUUAUAGAUUAUUUGGGAGAGCCUGAUUAUCCAGGUGCUGAGAAUCAACCUAACUCCCCACCUUAUUUAGAAGAACCAGACUAUCCGGGUGCCAAAGACUCUCAGAACUCACCAAACCUUUGGGGGGAACCCGAUUACCCAGGUGCUGAAGACGGUCAUGAUUAUGGCUCUUCUGAAACACCGAAAAUGACCAGGCAGGGUGAUGGCCUCUUGGGCAUCCUUCAGAAAGAUAAUAAAGAUUACCACGAAAGCAUUGAAAUGACAUCCAUGGAGAUGGCAAGCCCAUCUGAAUACUCUCUGCCGGAAACUCCAAGACAUGGCUAUGUGAACCCUGCCUAUAUGGAUGAAAGUAGCCCUAUUUAUGCUUAUGGAAACCCACUGCUGUCUGAAAGUGAUUGGCACAAGUCACCCCAAGGACAAAAGUUAAUUGCAUCUCUGAUACCCAUGACUUCUAGAGACAGAAUUAAAGCCAUCAGGAACCAGCCAAGGACCAUGGAAGAGAAAAGAAACCUUAGGAAAAUAGUUGAGAAGGAGAAGAGUAAACAGUCACCGGGUACCCAUGAGCUCAACUGCUGCGCUCAGUGUGUGAGCUCUGUUUCGCUGGUUUACCGAAGGUCCAAGAACAGCCUGUCGGAAAUCCUUAGUUCCAUCAGCCUGUGGCAGAAGACACUCAAGGUCAUUGGGGGCAAGUUCGGAACCAGUGUCCUCUCCUAUUUCAACUUCCUGAGGUGGCUUUUAAAGUUCAACAUUUUCUCGUUCAUCUUGAACUUCAGCUUCAUCAUAAUCCCUCAGUUUACCGUGGCUGAAAAGAACACCCUCUCAUUCACUGGCUUGGAGUUUUUCACAGGGGCGGGUUAUUUUAGGGACACAGUGAUGUACUACGGCUUCUACACCAAUUCCACAAUCCAGCACGGGGACAACAUGGCAUCCUACAACAUGCAACUGGCCUACAUAUUCACAAUCGGAGCAUGCUUGAUCACCUGCUUUUUCAGCUUGCUCUUCAGCAUGGCCAGGUAUUUCCGGAAUAACUUCAUUAACCCCCACAUUUACUCCAGAGGGAUUGCUAAACUCAUCUUUUGCUGGGACUUCACUGUCACUCAUGAAAAAGCUGUGAAACUAAAACAGAAGAAUCUUAGCACUGAGAUAAGGGAGAACCUGUCAGAGAUCCGCCAGGAGAACACCAAGUUGACUUUCAAUCAACAGCUGAUCCGCUUGUCUGCCCACAUAGCAGCUUGGGUUGUCUCUACUGGAGUGGCAGCUGCCUGCUGUGUAGCUGUUUAUUACCUGGCUGAGUACAACUCAGAGUUCCUGAAGACACACAAGAACCCGGGGGCGGUGCUGUUACUGCCUUUCCUCGUGUCCUGCAUCAACCUGGCUGUGCCACGCGUCUACUCCAUGUUCAGGCUGGUGGAGAGGUAUGAGAUGCCACGGCACGAAGUCUACGUCCUCCUGGUCCGAAACAUCUUUCUGAAAAUAUCAAUUAUUGGAAUUCUUUGUUACUAUUGGCUCAACAUUGUGGCCCUGUCUGGUGAAGAGUGUUGGGAGACCCUCAUUGGCCAGGAAAUCUACCGGCUCCUUCUGAUGGAUUUUGUGUUCUCUUUGGCUGAUUCCUUCCUGGGGGAGUUUCUGAGGAGACUCGUUUGGAUGCGAUUUAGCUCCAGUCAUGGCGUACAGGAGUUUGACAUCGCCAGGAAUGUUCUAGAACUGAUCUACGCACAAACUCUGGGGUGGAUUGGGAUCUUCUUCUGCCCGCUGCUGCCCUUCAUCCAAAUGAUUACUCUUUUCAUCAUGUUUUACGUCAAAAAUAUCAGCCUGAUGAUGAACUUCCAGCCUCCGAGCAAAGCCUGGCGGGCCUCCCAGAUGAUGACCUUCUUCAUCCUACUGCUCUUCUUCCCGUCCUUCACCGGCGUCCUGUGCACCCUGGCCGUCACCAUCUGGAGAUUGAAACCUUCAGCCAACUGUGGCCCGUUCCGAGGCCUGCCUGCCUUCAUUCACUCCAUCUACGGCUGGAUCAACACCCUAAAGACAAGGCCUGGCUACCUGUGGGUUGUUUGGAUCUAUCAGAACCUCAUCGGGAGUGUGCACUUCUUUUUCAUCCUCACCCUCAUUGUGUUAAUUAUCACCUAUCUCUACUGGCAGAUCACAGAGGGAAGGAAGGUCAUGAUCAGGCUGCUCCAUGAACAGAUCAUUAAUGAGGGCAAAGAUAAAAUGUUCCUGAUAGAUAAGCUGAUCAAGCUGCAGGAUGCCGAGAAGAGAGCAAACCCCAGCUCACUCAUUCUGGAAAGGAGAGAGGUGGAGCCACAAGGCCCUUUGCCUUCAGAGAAACAUGGUGUUACCCCAGACCUGCGAUUUAGGCGAUCCGUUCAAGAAAAUAAUCCAAUAUCCUGAUGGUGGUUGUGGUGGCCAGACACCAAUCAGAGGAGGAAAGAAGGCAAAGAUGGACCAAUUUCUUCCAUGAUGCCUGGCCCUUCAGGAACUUCACAAAGGCUAAUCCAAGCCUUUAGCCAGCAGCGACUGCAUUGUAACUACCAAAGUAAAACUGGAUGUUCCCUGCUGUCGUUACACCUGGACUGCUGGUUUUUCAGGACAAAUUCAUGGGGUCUUCCAAUAAGGAUUGUUGUUUACUACUAGCCCACAAAGACCUGGGAAGAGAUAACUGGAGAAUGAUUUAUUUUUUUCUUCAAGAAACGUGUAUUUGAAUCAUUGGUCCUUAGGGAUCUCUCCUCCCAGACCUGGCAAAGACUUAGAAACUGCUGCUAAGAAAAGUGAUCCGGCGUGAAUGAAAAUGUGAUCCUUAAUCAAAAAUGUGAAACUUCUAAACUGUGCAAGCUGCAUUUGUUCAUGACAUCCAACUAAAAACAUCCUCGUAGCAGCCAGAAGUGAAAUAAAACCAGAGGUCUUGUUGAUGAGCUUUA